This is a messenger RNA of Solanum tuberosum (potato), 1617 nucleotides long. RefSeq names its product protein TRIGALACTOSYLDIACYLGLYCEROL 1, chloroplastic. NCBI's taxonomy places the organism in Eukaryota, Viridiplantae, Streptophyta, Magnoliopsida, Solanales, Solanaceae. Gene Ontology annotation, cellular component: ATP-binding cassette (ABC) transporter complex. The coding region runs from base 321 to 1409 and encodes 362 amino acids. Gene Ontology annotation, biological process: phospholipid transport. The record is from RefSeq and is a predicted model, not a curated record. The transcript is spliced from 4 exons.
UCGGGUCAGCCACUGAUCUCUUCCAUUCCAUUCAUUUUUUCCUGCACUUCUAUCUAGGGUUUUUUCCUGAUUUAUUUUUAAAUUUAUGGUAUUCUUGAAGAAAAGUUACAAAAUUUCAAACAAUAGCCUUGUUUGUUAUUUUUCUCUCUAAAAAAUACACCUGUAGAGAAAGUGAAAUCGGUAAUUUUGUCUGCAGUGGAGAUUCCUAUUGAAGCCAUUGCUACCAACAACAAAAUCUCGUUGCGUUGGUGAGAGGCAGGUCUUCUUCUUGUGCUGAGAGGGACAUAAAAGACCAAGAUUUCACGUAAUCUAAGACCAACAUGCAAGCAGCUUCUCAUUGCUAUCCUCUUGUUCACUUUUCUGGAAGAGGCAGGUAUAGUAAGGUGAGUAAUCACUCAAGUGUAAAAAUUUUGAGGAGCUUGAAUUGGCUUCCCCAGAAAUUUGACUUUAAUCAAGGAGCUCAGAUCCAGAAGAUUUUAAAAUCUUCCAAACCGAAAAGGUUCUGUGUGAUUCCCAACUCUAAUGAUAGUUAUCCAAGUCUCUCUGUUUCUGAAGAGGACACAACUGCAUCUAAAAAAGACACAUCUACAAUGGAAGAAUGGGAAUAUGGAGGAGAAGCGUUCUUGAGUAAGUGGUCGCCUCCCAGGUACUUAUGGAGGGGAUUAUCAGUUCUUAUCUUGGCAGGACAGGUUAUUAUUAGGAUUAUGAAGGGUAAAAUCCACUGGAAGAAUACUCUUCAACAGUUGGAAAGAGUUGGACCUAAGUCAGUUGGUGUCUGUUUGUUAACUGCAGCUUUUGUUGGCAUGGCCUUCACUAUCCAAUUUGUUAGAGAAUUCACUAGAUUAGGGUUAAAUAGAUCUGUUGGUGGGGUGUUGGCCCUUGCCUUUUCAAGAGAGUUAAGUCCAGUUGUCACAUCAAUUGUAGUUGCCGGGCGUAUCGGUAGUGCAUUUGCUGCGGAACUGGGCACCAUGCAGGUAUCUGAGCAGACAGACACGUUGAGAGUUCUCGGUGCAAAUCCUGUUGAUUAUUUGGUGACACCAAGAGUGAUUGCUUCCUGCAUUGCCUUACCAUUUUUGACCCUAAUGUGCUUUACAGUUGGAAUGGCAUCCAGCGCCCUUUUAGCUGACGGUGUUUAUGGAAUUAGCAUAAACAUAAUCUUGGAUUCUGCUCAGAGAGCUCUCAAGUCAUGGGACCUUAUCAGUGCGAUGAUUAAGUCACAGGUUUUUGGUGCUAUUAUAUCCAUCAUAAGCUGUGCUUGGGGAGUCACCACACUGGGAGGUGCUAAAGGGGUUGGAGAGUCUACUACUUCAGCGGUAGUUUUAUCUCUUGUUGGCAUAUUCGUAGCGGACUUUGCUCUCUCAUGUUGUUUCUUCCAGGGUGCUGGUGAUUCCCUGAAGAACUGUAUGUGACAUUUCUUAUGUUUUCCAUUUUUUAAAGUUCCACAAUAUGUUAAAAGUAGUAGCCAUGUAAUUUUAUUGUUUCGAAAAUCUUUUUUUCUACCAAAAUGAAAUAUGUUAAGGAGUAUAUACCUUUGGCAAUAUACUCUUAACAAGGAGACUUUCAUUUUAUUAGGAUUUAAACCAAUAGUGCUAAUUCUAAAUCAAUUAGAAUUUGGUA